Molecule: messenger RNA, 743 nt
Organism: Camelina sativa (false flax)
Lineage: Eukaryota; Viridiplantae; Streptophyta; Magnoliopsida; Brassicales; Brassicaceae
Product: transcription elongation factor SPT4 homolog 1
Biological process (GO): regulation of DNA-templated transcription; transcription elongation by RNA polymerase II; transcription elongation-coupled chromatin remodeling
Cellular component (GO): DSIF complex; nucleus
Molecular function (GO): zinc ion binding; RNA polymerase II complex binding
Source: RefSeq, a predicted model, not a curated record
GGAGACAUCUUUCUCCUCGUUCGGAACAAAAUUUUCGAUAUUUGGACAAGAAUCAGAGAAAAGAAACUGAAGAGGUGUGGCGAUUUUUGGAAGACAUUUAACAACAAUGGGAGAAGCGCCUGCACAGAUUCCGACGAGUUUCGGUCACGAGCUUAGGGCUUGUCUUCGAUGUCGCCUCGUCAAGACCUACGAUCAGUUUAGGGAUUCUGGGUGCGAGAAUUGUCCUUUCUUCAAAAUGGAAGACGAUCAUGAACGUAUCGUCGAUGUUACCACCCCUAAUUUCAACGGUAUAAUCUCUAUGAUGGAUCCACGUAGAAGUUGGGCUGCAAGAUGGCUAAGAAUUGAUGGGGAUAUUACUGCUACGUUAAUUAUAUCUUUUUGUCUACACCCGUUUGAGCGGGAAGUUUGCUCCUGGUUGCUACACUCUUGCUGUCUCAGAGGCACUCCCAGAGGAAAUGCAGUUCAUAUGCCAAGAAGUGCAGGUACAGUAUGUUCCGCCCAAACGCAUUUGAAUCCCUUUCCAUCAAGUGUCUCCAUAUUGGCAUCUCUGCAAGUCGUCGUCAGUUUCAAGAAGACUGAGUCCGAUGGAAGCUAUGAAUUGAAGUAGUUUAGUUAUGCACUUUGUUACUGAUCCUCUUAUUGUUAACAAUAACUUAUCUUGCCAAACUCAUUUGUGUAGUUCACCUCCGGAAGAUAAGAUAAUUUAUAUUAUUUAUCAAUUAUGAAAUGGAUUUUCUUUUGUC